AUGGAGCCCGAGUCUCUCACCAAGAGGCACAAGUUGGGGGUGGUGUCCGGUGUUUACAUCCCGGUCUGCCUCAACAUUCUCAGCAUUCUUAUGUUCUUGAGAUUCGGCUUGAUCCUGGGGCAAGUUGGGUUACUUGGCAUACUAGGCCUCAUGCUCAUCGCCUACACCGUUGACUUUGUUACAACGCUCUCCCUCUCAGCCAUUGCUUCUAACGGAGAAGUUAAAGGAGGUGGUGCCUACUACUUAAUUUCGAGGUCUCUAGGACCUGAGUUUGGAGGCUCCAUUGGCGUCUUGUUCUACCUCGCCCAGGUGCUAAACACGGCCCUUAAUGUCGUGGGUCUUAUCGACUGCAUCAAGCUGAACCUCGGCGAGACCAUGCCUGAUGGGUAUUGGUGGGACUAUUUCUUCGGCACGAUGGCGCUGGUGGUCUGCACCGGACUCUGUCUUGCUGGCAGCGCCAUCUUCUCCAAAGCCAGCAACGCUCUGCUGAUUGUCUUGACUAUUUCCACCCUCAGCAUACCUCUCUCCGCACUCGUGAAGCCGGCAUUUAGUGAUCCAGACAGGGGGAUCGAGUUUACAGGAGCCAGCCUAGCCACUCUGAGAUCCAACCUCCUUCCUCACUCCGGCAGCACAGAAUUCAAGGGGUUCGAGACUUUCCGAGACCUGUUUGGCAUCCUGUUCCCCGCAACUUCUGGCAUAUUCGCUGGUGCGUCUAUGUCAGGGGACCUGCGAAACCCCAGUAAGGCGAUUCCGGCUGGCACACUUUGGGCCAUGCUCUCGACAUUCAUUGUCUACUUGCUCGUCAUCCUCGCGUUGGCUUCGAGUACAACCCAUGCUUCGUUUCUCCUCAACGCCAACAUCAUCCAAGAUACAAAUAUCUGGCCCCCGAUUGUCUUCGCCGGAGAACUGGCGACCACUUUCUUCUCUGCCUUGAUGGGCGUCAUUGGGUCUGCGAAGCUCAUGCAGGCUCUUGCGAGAGACAAACUGUUCCCAGGCCUGUCGGUUUUCGGAAAGGGUACGAAGAAGGCAGAUGAACCCAUCAUCGCCAUUUUCCUCACCUAUGUGGCCGCGCAAAUGGCAAUGUUUGCCAACUUGAAUCAGAUUGCGACGCUUAUUUCCAUGGGAUAUCAGAUGACCUUCUUCGUUAUGAACCUUGCGUGUUUCCUCCUUAAGAUUGGAUCCGCCCCCAACUUCCGUCCAGGCUUCAAGUUUUUUAGCUGGCAAACAGCGUUCGUCGGUAGCCUCCUCUCAGCCGCUGCCAUGUUCUUCAUUGACGAAACAUACGCCACCACUGCCGUCUGCCUUUUGGUCUUCCUUUUCCUCCUCAUCCACUACCUGAGCCCGCCCAAGCACUGGGGCGAUGUUUCUCAGAACCUAAUCUACCACCAAGUGAGGAAGUAUCUUCUGCGCCUAAAGCCGGAGCACAUCAAAUUCUGGAGACCACAGAUUAUCCUUCUCAUCAACAACCCCAGGAGACAAACUCGGCUGAUCCAGUUCUGCAACUCUCUGAAGAAAGGGGCGCUCUACAUUCUGGGGCACGUCAUCGUCACUGAUGACUUCGCAGCAGGCGUCACGGAGGCAAAACUACAACAAUCCGCGUGGACCAAAUACAUUUCCGAGUACUCGAGGAUUAAAGCGUUUGUACAGCUGACCAUGUCUCCUACCAUAACAUGGGGCGUAAGAAAUCUGGUCCUCUCAGCCGGCUUGGGAGGCAUGCGGCCAAACAUUGCCAUUAUGGGCUUCUACAACAUGGAUGAUUUGCGCCGCGCCCAGCCCGCUUCUCAAAUUCCCGAAGCACCAGUUUCACCUGUCCCGCCGCAACAAGGCGAUUCUCAAGCGGGUCCCAAAAUACGAAGAAGACGCAGGGGAGACACUUCCUCGCGGAUUCUGGAGGGUAUAUUGCCCACCGAUUCCAUCAAAAAUGAAGAUAUGAUGUCGGUAACGAGCUAUCUCACUAUCCUUGAGGACCUGGCGCUGCGGUAUCGCUUGAAUGUCGCCAUCGGCAAGGGCUUCGAAACCUUGGAAACGCCUCGGAAAGACGGGAGCAACACGAAGAAGUACAUCGACCUCUGGCCGAUUCAAAUGUCAGCAGCAAUCACGGCGGAUGGGAAGAACGUUCUCACCACAAACUUUGAUACAUCGUGGAAGAAAGCCUACAACAUGCGAGUCAUCGUAUUUGUCGAGUACGAGAGCGAGGUUGAGGAAGAGCGGGGCCGAGUCAAGGCACUGCUGGAUAAGUUGAGGAUUGAUGCUGAGGUGCUGGUGUUUUACCUUGCCUCAGGCAGCCUCUCGACCUACGAAACCGUGAUCCACGGCCACUUCACGAACCCGGAAACAGAGAACCUUGUCAACGAAUGCUUGAAGAAGGAGGAGUGGUGGGAGGAUCUGCAAACCUACAGGGGCAGCCGCUCCAUGACCGAGGCGCAGGAAUUCGCAUCAAUAGCCCAGGUCAUGGGGUCUACUUCAGGCAGACCAGGGCUAUACAACCCUCACAGUGGUCCCUCCGACGGCAUCAAUCGGAGGCGGCAUAGUCUGGCACAACUCCCUGAGCUGCCUAAAAAGCCGUCGAUGUCACAGCUGAACAAAUGGGGCGUGAACAUGGGGAUUCAUACUCAAAAUCUACCCUUUAGCGUCUUUGACAGUUCGGACUCGGAUCUCGUCCCUGACAGCGAUUCGGACAGUGACUCAUCGGAAACGGAUGCGCAGUUCGCUGAUGUGGAAAGCGCCUCCGGGGAAGACGCUUCCCGUCGACCGCUAUUGACCACUGUUCGCCGGAGAAGGAGCUUCACCGAUGUAUUUGCUCGUGCAAAGAGCCCCCGGAGGGAGAAGAGAUUGAAGGGGUCGCAGUCGCCAAUGCAAGGCUCUUAUGGAACCAUGCCGGACACAGUACUAGAGCCAUCAAGGCACAACAGAAAGGGGUCGGCGUCGUCGCAAACCCCCCGAGGCAUUCUCAAACCAGAACGGCCAACACUCUCAAGGCACGGUUCUUCAGCCCCGAGGUUUUCAAGCAACCUGGUCCCCCAGACUACGAUUACGAACGAGGAUGGCACAGGGCCGCGGAUUAUGUUUGCCGAAACGGAAGCUCGCACCGAGCGGCCUGCCUUGUCUCGCCAAUCAUCGUACGGACGGGGCACUGGCGCAGAAACCGGUUCCGGUACGACGACUCCAGUGGAUAAGCGGGUUUCGUUCGCAGAGCUAGCACCAGGUGCCAAGUCGCCAGCAAUAUCUCGGAGAAGUUCGAUUUCGAAAGGGUCCGACAGCGGCGGCGAUACCUCGCUCAACAUCCCUGGGCUCCUGGCCUCGUAUCAGCUCUCCGAGGAUGACAGCAAAAACGGGUCAAGCUAUUCAACGCAGGGGCUGUCGCUCUCUUUCAAUGAUCUCCCUAGCCGGGCUCAGCAUCUCAUUUUGAACGAGCUCAUGCGCCAACACAGCAGCGACACGGCUGUGAUGCUGACCACGCUGCCCAUUCCACAGGAGAACACCUGCCAGAGCGAGGAGGCCAGCCUGGCGUAUCUGUCCGACGUCGAGGUCCUCUGUAACGGGCUACCUCCUGUCCUCCUGGUGUUGAGUAACCACAUGACUGUGACGCCAACAAGCACAACCCGCCGGACCCCUAGCCUUUCGCAAAGGCUCCGCGAGCUGGGCCGGCUCAAGAGCAAGACUGACGAGAAAGCAGAAAGAGAAUUUGAGGUUAUCCACACCCCCGACCGGCCGACACGGCUCAUCACCCCCAUUGAGGCGCCCACUGAAGUCGAAUGUGGUAACGCAAUUACAAGGUGGCAGCACGCAUCGGCCAAGGAGCGACUCAUACCUCCCUCAAGAGGCCAGUACUGGGAAGCGUAUAUGGAUGACUCGGCCAUUGCCACAGACAGUGAUGACGAUGAGGAUGCGCUCGACCGGCUCUAUGGUGGGAAGUUUGUGUACGGUCAGGGGGUGGGACGAGGGGGUUGUAGCCAGCAACCGGGGCUACAACACACCCACCCCCCAGAGCCGGCGCCGCCGAGACGGGACGGGCCUUUGCGAAAGGAACCCGGCACGGACCAAAGCUAUGUGCCAUCGUUUUUCCAUGGUAUUGUGACGGCCUCGCCUGCCCCGGCCCCCUUGUUCUCCGACUCGGUCUGGUCGCCGUCGCGAACAAGCCAACCCCGGAGCCCAAACGCCAUCAGGGGUAACCCAGUUUCUGCACCGCGAUACACCGGAGGUGAGUGCGUCCAGGAGGACGAGAAAUUGACGGUUGACAUGGAGCAAUUAGUUCGCAUGGAAAUAUACCGGCGCGGUCGCUGCCCCUAUUGCCGCAACUUCUUUCCUGGGGGCUCUUUACCCCUGACUUGUCCCUAUCUAGAUUGCCAAAAGGAUUUCAGCCUGUACCUGGAGUAUACAAACCGAAGAGAGGCACCAAAAGCACCACCGAGGCUUGCACAGAGGGCAUUAGUGGACACUAGUGCCCAGGAGAAGGAGGAUAUCGAGAGGGUGGGUCAGGGAUGUCGCCCAAUUGUGCCCAACUUCCGAGCCGAGACAGGCACCCCUCCAAAAGAUCCAAAAGAUCCAAAAGAUCCAAAAGAGCAACGAAGACUGCUGAGGCACCACACGCCCCAACGACCAUCACCACUGUCACAGAAUAGGCGAAAUUCUUCUACUUUCCUAGUCGAGGUUUCAGCCCUCACGGAACAUGAAAAAGAACCACUGAGACACCACGGUUCCCGAGAAACUCACACGCCAACGCAACAGAGACGUCAAUCUUCUACUUUCCGAGUUGAGGUUUCCACUCCCAUGGAGGAAUUACAAGAGCCGCCGAGGCAUUACAUGCCCCAGCGGCCUCCCCCGCCGCUAGAGCGGAGCCAAAAUCCGGCUUUCCCAAUUGGCAUUCUCAGUCCCCAGGGGCAGCAACAAGAGCCAUUGAGGCACUACGCUCCCAGAACAUCUCCCCAGUCGUUGCAGCAGAGACAAAGAGACCCCUCGCCCUCCAACACCAUCCGGACCAUCUGGCCCUCCCAUAUGGGUAUCUAUGACGAAGCACAACCUAGCCGCCAGGCUACCUCUAGACCUGAUGGACCUGAACGCCUGGAAAAGCCCCUUCCCCCACCCCCGGCUCGUUCAGAAAGGAGGCCACCCCCUACUUCCUUCCGAACACAACCACGGCGUAUCACCACGCCGCGCCCUCAAUCCAUUACGGCCCGUCCCGGAUUGGCCCGCCCCGGAUUGGCCCGCCCCGGACCCCCCUCGGCUCGCCCCGAAUCUGUCUCAACCCGGCGCGAAUCCAUCUCAGCCGAAUCCAUCUUGAGCCGGCCUGGAUCCAUCACAUCACCCCCCGAACCUAUUUCACCACGCCCGGACCCUAUCUCAGCACGCCCUGAGCCCAUCUCAGCACGCCCCAGGUCUAUCUCGACUCGGCGUCAAUCCACUUCACGGCCCGAAUCUUUCGCAGCGCAGAGUCAAUCCAACUCGGCCGAAUCUAUCUCAACACGCCCUGGGUCCAUCUCAGCACUCCCUGAACCUACCCCGGCCGAACCCGUCUCAAAUCGGGCCAGAUCCACCUCAAGGCGUCCCGAACCUAUCUCGGCCCGGCGCCGAUCCUUUUCGACUCACCCCGAAUCCGUCUCCACCCGGCGCCAGUCCGCCUCACGGCCAGGAUCCGUCUCAGCCGAAUCCGUCUCGAACCGGCCCAAAUCCGUCACGGCACGCCCUUGGUCCGCCUCGUCCCAGUCCAUCCCAAGCCGCCCUGGAUCCGGGUCAGCGCGCCCCGCGUCCAUCACGACCCGCCACCAGCAGCUUUACAGCCCCCAGUCGCAGUCGCAGUCGCAGUCGCAGCAACCCAAGACCUCGUAUCUGCGCACCCGCCGCAACUCUUCUGUGCCUCCCGUCCAACCACUCACUUCCCCAGUCACCUCAGGCAACGUCAGCGGCAAACCGAGUCCAUCUCCAACCCCGCCCGUGUCAGUGCUGCGGUACAGGAGCAGGGAAAGAGGCCGGGCCACCGACCCGGUCGGGAGUAGAGGGACGGACUGGGGUGGAAGAACAGAUAGGGGAAGGAGCAGGGACACGGACCGGCUCCGCGACCUCGACCGCAGCCAAACCAUGAACACCAGCCGAGCCGGCUACUUCGACCGCGACGGCGGCGCCCUGCUCAGCGACCGAGACGGAGGAGGCGCCCUACUCAGCGACCGCGACGGCGGCGCCCCGCUCAUCGCCAAACACCGAGAAGACCCAGGCCCAGAACCAGAACCAGAACCACCCCGAGGCCGCUCCACCGACCCGACCCUCACCAGCCGCGAACGCCUCGACGCCCGUCUGCACGAGAAGAUGGAGGCUCAGCUGGCCGCCAGCAAGAACAGCAAGCGGCGGCGGCGGCGGUCGACCCACGGCGACCGGCUGGACGACGCCGACAUUCUCGCGUGGAAGGGCCCUGCCGGCAGGGCGAGGUAUCAAAGGGAGACGAUUAAGGCGGGCGGGGAUGAUGCGGAGCUGUUUAUGGAUAUUAUCGGGCAGUAUGAUGAUGAUGAGGUUUUGGAUUUGCUGUUUAUGUGA
Messenger RNA from Chaetomium globosum CBS 148.51, 6525 nucleotides. RefSeq lists its product as uncharacterized. Gene Ontology annotation, biological process: cell volume homeostasis; potassium ion import across plasma membrane; chloride transmembrane transport. Gene Ontology annotation, molecular function: potassium:chloride symporter activity. The coding region runs from base 1 to 6525 and encodes 2174 amino acids. NCBI's taxonomy places the organism in Eukaryota, Fungi, Ascomycota, Sordariomycetes, Sordariales, Chaetomiaceae. The transcript has 7 exons. The record is from RefSeq and is a predicted model, not a curated record. Gene Ontology annotation, cellular component: membrane.